Messenger RNA from Ceratitis capitata (Mediterranean fruit fly), 526 nucleotides. RefSeq lists its product as uncharacterized. The transcript has 2 exons. NCBI's taxonomy places the organism in Eukaryota, Metazoa, Arthropoda, Insecta, Diptera, Tephritidae. The record is from RefSeq and is a predicted model, not a curated record. The coding region runs from base 68 to 526 and encodes 152 amino acids.
UGCUCGGAGGCACAAGGACCGAGAACGGAUUUGUUGAACAAAUUUGAAAAAAACGUGUCACAUCGCAAUGAGCGUUCGCAUAACACCACCGAUAUUGACGAAAAGUACGGAAGCAGCGGAAGAAGAGACGCCGGAAAGAGCUGAGUUGCCUUAUAAUUUUGAAAAGGAACUUAUUGAAAAUCAAAACCGUCACUUUUGUGGACACAAGACAUUUGUGCCAUGCACAAUAGUUGAACCACUCGAAAUGAAGUUUCACGCCAAACACGACCUAAAUACGUUGGAUUAUGAAAAGUAUCUGCCAUUCGUUGAGCAGCGCGGCAAGAGACGCGCUCGUGGCAUUUUACCUCACCUGUCAGCGGAAGUUUAUGGUUGGUUACCGGUGAAUUUGGUCGCUGAGGGCGUAAAGGAACUGAACUUCAUUUGUGCACCGAAAAUUCGCAGCGACAUGACGAUACACGGCGAACGGGUUGUGAGUGAGCGGGUGACGGAGCGACCGCCCUUCAAUGGCUUACGAUUUGUUGUAUAA